Peromyscus californicus insignis is the source of this 1156-nucleotide messenger RNA. RefSeq names its product outer dense fiber of sperm tails 3B (gene Cimap1b). NCBI's taxonomy places the organism in Eukaryota, Metazoa, Chordata, Mammalia, Rodentia, Cricetidae. Bases 340 to 1101 code for a protein of 253 amino acids. The record is from RefSeq and is a predicted model, not a curated record. The transcript has 6 exons. Gene Ontology annotation, cellular component: cytoskeleton.
UUCCCAGGACAUCCUUUCCCAACACCUCUAAAACCCCUCUCCCACCCAGAAACUCCAGGCCAUUCUCUUUCCAAUGUCUGGGUCCAAACUUGGCCUGUACUUAAAACACUAGCACUGAAGUCCCUGGGACAGGAGGCCAAGAGAUGGCUUUGAAGCUUGAUCCUGCCCCCAGUGCACCCGCCUCCCAGCCUAGGAAACUACUGUUUGUUUUCCGGGUGCCCUGGGAUACAUGUUAGGCCUUGCCCUCGGUCGUGCUGGUUCUGAGUGGAGCUGGGGCAGCCUCUCUCCUACGAGUUCUGUCCACAGGUGCUGCAAGCCAUAAGCGCCCCCGCCUGCGCCAUGGGCUCAGAAGUCUGGGUCGGCACUUGGCGGCCACAUCGGCCCCGCGGCCCCAUCGCGGCGCUCUACAGAGGCCCGGGGCCCAAAUACAAGCUGCCACCGAACACCGGUUACAAACUGCAUGACCCGUCUCGGCCGCGCGCCCCCGCCUUCACCUUCGGCUCGCGCCUGCCCUUGCAGCACACAACCUGCGGGCCGGGGCCGAGCCAUCUGGUGCCCGCCCGCAUGACCGUGCGCGGCACCGACGGCGCCCCAGCAUUCUCCAUCUAUGGUCGCCUACGCCACACAGCGCCCUUCCUCACUCCGGGACCGGGCAGGUACUUCCCAGAACGCUCGGGAAACGCGACGUACCCCAGCGCUCCCCGGCAUACCAUCGCUCCCCGAAACUGGGGCAUUCUCACGAAGCAACAAACCCCAGGCCCUGGGUCCUACACUGUGCCUUCGCUCUUGGGCCCACGUGUCAUAGGCAAAGUCUCAGCCCCAACUUACUCCAUCUACGGCCGCAGCUCUGUGGGCAGCUGCUUCGAGGACCUCAGCAAGACCCCAGGCCCGUGUGCCUACCACGUUGUGAACCCCGGGGUCUACAAGAACCGAGCCCCGCAGUUCACGAUGCUGCCGCGGACUUCAGUACCCCAAGAAAGCACUCAGAGGCCAGGACCCGCAAGCUACAGCGUGGACGAGCACCGGAAGCCUCGUGGCUGGAGCUUCGGAAUCAGGCACUCAGACUAUCUGGCCCCCAUGAUACCCCGCGUGAACGACUGAUGCCAGCAGGCGCGCACAGGCCCUCGGUUGUUUGCUUAAAGCUUUUCAAGCCAGC